Messenger RNA from Aegilops tauschii subsp. strangulata, 2611 nucleotides. RefSeq lists its product as uncharacterized. Gene Ontology annotation, biological process: proteolysis. Gene Ontology annotation, molecular function: cysteine-type peptidase activity. NCBI's taxonomy places the organism in Eukaryota, Viridiplantae, Streptophyta, Magnoliopsida, Poales, Poaceae. The record is from RefSeq and is a predicted model, not a curated record.
UAUGCCAGAGGCCCCGGCUGUCAGCAUCGUCGACUUCUCCUCCGCCGCCUCCUCUUUCUCUUCCCCAACCCCAACUUCCCCUCGACCCCGCCCCCUCGGCGAGCCGCGCCGCGCCGCGGUGAAUGCGAUGGCCACGGCUUCGUCGGAGCCGCUCCCCAGCGGCGAGGAGGGGGACGAGGAUGCGGGGGCGAGGAUCGAUGACGACCUUCGCGGCAUGUCGGACCAGGCGCUGAAGGAGAGGUUCAAACGCCUACAGGACGGGCUCAACAAAUUCCCCGGCGUCCUCCCGGACGGUGGGAAGAAGUACCGCCGCUCGCUCCGGGCCGUCCGCGGCGAGCUCGACCGCCGCACUCGCUUGGCCUCGGACUCGGCCUCUCUCCGGCCACGGCCGCGGCCGCCGCGUCCGCAAGGCCGCCUAGGCGAGCCGGAUGGCAAUAGAGGUGAACGGAUGAUCCAGUCAAGUUGUGCAGAACCGUCUGGGUUGUCUAGUAAAUGCAAUGAAAAUCAUGGAGUAACCAAAUCUGAUUUCCUUUCUGCAUUUGAGGUGGAUGAUGAGGCAGGCAUCGAUGUGGAGAUAACAAGUAUAUGCCCUGGCAAGACUAAAACGCCAGUAGAAAAUAAAGGGAAGUCGUAUGAAGUAAGUGAAUCUUGCAAAACCAAUGCACAACCAACGCCUCCCAAAGUAUUAUGUAUCGACAACUCAAUCGACGUGGAAAAUAUGUCUUCUGACGAUGACUUCAAGGAUAACGGCGAUAUUAGGACACGUGAAAAUGCUUCCACACCUUCUCGGAAAAGGAAAGGAGAUGACUCAGUAAACUUCUCAAUGCGAUUGAGACCAAGAAAGGCUCAAGAGGUGGUUCUACUCGAUGCAGAUGCACACCAUUCAGAAUCUGCAGAGAAGCCAACCACUAAACGGGAUGCAAUGAAGAUAUAUUAUCCCUCAAGCGAACACUCAAAUUCUAUUGAGCUUUCUCAUGAUGACAUAAAAUGCCUUGAGCCUGAAUCGUUACUUUCCUCAACUAUAAUGAACUUCUACAUUAUGUACCUGCAAGGGCCAAUGUCAUCGAUUAGUACACAAAGAGGCAAGUAUCACAUUUUCAAUACAUACUUCUUCAAGAAACUUGAAGCCCUAAAAUCAAAGGUAGACAAGCCUUCUUAUUUCUUAAACCUGAGAAGAUGGUGGAAAGGCAUAGAUAUAUUUCAAAAGCCAUAUAUAUUAUUUCCUGUGCAUGCAGAUACUCAUUGGAGCCUGGUGAUUAUAUGCAUGCCAGCAAAGGAAGAUCAAUCAGGCCCCAUUAUACUUCAUUUGGAUUCACUGAAGUUCCAUAACAGCAGAUUGAUUUUCAGUGUUGUUGAGAGAUUCUUAAAACAAGAAUGGAAUUACCUGAAGGAAAAUGGGUCUUUAGCAGAAUGUCCUAUACGAGAAACGGUGUGGAAGAAACUUCCUCAUAAAAUUGAGAAGAAACCAAUUGCGGUUCCGCAGCAGGAAAAUGAAUUUGACUGUGGCCUCUUUGUUCUGUACUAUAUGCAGCGGUUCAUCGAGGAGGCACCUGAAAGGCUUCACAAGAAAGACCUUUCUAUGUUUGGCAAAACAUGGUUUCAACCUGAAGAGGCUUCUGCAUUGCGAAAGAAAAUGAAGACCCUGCUUCAUCAGUUGUUUGAGGAAGCGGAUCCCAGUAACGAUAGUACAUCGGAGCAGACAGCGUGUCAGUUGCUUUUGGAAGCUAAGCCUGCAAACAACGUGAUGGAGCUGGCAACGUCAGAACACCCUUUGGAAGUCAGUUCAGCUGAGGUGAUACCAACGUCGGAACACCUGCUGGAAGUCGGUUCUGUUGAGAUGACACCAAUGUCUGAACACCCUUUGGAGGUCGGUUCUGCUGAGAUGUCACCAACGCAAGAACAUCCUUUGGUGGGCAGUUCUGGUGAGAUGGCACCAGCGCAAGAACAUCCUUUGGUGGGCAGUUCGGCUGAGAUGGAACCAACACAAGAACAUCCUUUGGUGGGCAAUUCGGCUGAGAUGGAACCAAAGCAAGAAUAUCCUUUGGUUGGCAGUUCGGCUGAGAUGGCACCAACGCAAGAACAUACCUUGGUGGGCAGUUCGGCUGAGAUGGCACCAACGCAAGAACAUCCCUUGGUGGGCAGUUCGGCCGAGAUGGAACCAACGCAAGAACAUCCUACGGUGGGCAGUUCCGCCGAGAUGGAACAAACGCAAGGACAUCCUAUGGUGGGCAGUUCCGCCGAGAUUACAUCGCAGAAACCUUUGGAAGGCACUUCGACCCGACCAACUAGUUUUGAGCACCCUUUGGAAUGCAGCUGAUUGAUGUUACCACCUUUGGAGCGACCUACGUUACCCGUAGAAACCGAAACCGGCUCGGAAUUGUAUUAUAGAUGGGAAGGUGUUGUAGCCUGCAUCUGUGGGCAACUUUGAGGGAGGGGUGGUGUUGCAUGACUGAACGUUGCAGUUAAUGUAUCCGCGGGAACUACCGUGUAUAUAUAAUAUCAGUAGGAGAAAUGGUGGGUGUACGAGUCGCUCAGGAUGGACUUCAUCUGUUUAGUUAUUUAUAGGCUAGGCUGGAAGAGGUCAAUAAAAUCUCAGGCUCUGAUUAGACGA